Molecule: messenger RNA, 3363 nt
Organism: Fusarium redolens
Lineage: Eukaryota; Fungi; Ascomycota; Sordariomycetes; Hypocreales; Nectriaceae
Product: SNF2 family N-terminal domain-containing protein
Exons: 11
Coding region: 18-3260 (1080 amino acids)
Molecular function (GO): ATP-dependent chromatin remodeler activity; ATP binding
Source: RefSeq, a predicted model, not a curated record
CUUCCAUCUCUUUCAUAAUGGAUCCUGCAGCAUCGUCCGUCGCCGGCGUCAGCCAGCACGUUAUAAAGAAAGAGGAACAAGACUCUGAUGAUGACUGCCUUUUUAAGUCUUCCAAUAGACUUCCACUAACAAUGAGCGACAGCCUCACUCUCGUCAAGGAGGAGAGCGAUGAGGACAAAAAGAGCUUCAAGAUGAAAAGACUGAAGCCUCAAAGAAACAAAGCCAUUACAGUCGAAGAGUUCUGUGAUACCAUUGUUGCUAACCCGGAGCCUAAUGAGGAAGAUACUGAGGAUGAGGACGAUCCAGAUUCCGCACAUGACGAGGAUUCAGAUUACCACGAUUCAGACGACUCAGACGAUUCGGAAGCUCAAGAGAAGCAAGGCAAGUCGAAACAGGGUACUUGUGAAGUCUCAACAGUCAAAAAGCUUAUCAGAAAAUGCGAAAUUCUAAGAAACGAUCUGUUCUACAAGCAGCACGAAGGGGAAAAGUUAACGCCUGAGGAGCAGCAGCAAAUGGAGACACUUAACGUAAAGAUAGCCAACGCGAAGAAAGCACUUGCUAUGAAUGCAAGAGAGUCCCCGGCUAAGACGGCUCGGGAAUACUGGCAGCGCUAUUUGAAGCGAAAAGAGGAAAAAGAUGACAGAAAGCGCAAACGUGACGGCGAUGAGGCAACCCCAAACAAACUUCAGAAGACAGCCAUCCAAGCUGGACCUUUUGGUGGAGUUGAGCACCCUGGUUUCUCGAGAGCAGCAGCCUUAUUCACUUCAAGCAAGCCCCAAGACGACGACGACGACAACAGCGGACCGACGAACAGAAUUAAGGCCACAACCCAUGAAGCUCAGAUAAAGCAGAUCAUGGCUGGUAUUCCCGAGGGAAACGACACUAGACAUACCAAGACACAACGACGUGAUCUAAUCAAAGCUAAAAAAUGCUUUGGGUACAAGAAGAUCGAGGCUAUUGACGGGAAGUGGAGGCUUAAAGGGAUGGGAACCCCUUUGCACAGCCAGCAGCUCGUGGGUGCUACCUGGAUGGUCAUGCGUGAAGCCAUGGAAUUACAUCCCGCUGGAGGCAUACUCGCUGACGAGAUGGGCCUUGGAAAGACAAUCACUGCUCUGGCAACAAUAAUCGGCCAUCGAGCAGAGCCAGAAGACAGAGAUGAGGGCUAUGGCAAGGCAACUCUGGUGAUUGCUGACAGCCCUCAUUCUGCCUCAAGGACAUGGAUGGAUCAAAUCAGUAAGCAUACCUCGGAAAGGUUUGCCAAUAGGUGCCUGAUCUACGCCAAGGAUAUCAAGAAGAACGCAAAGUGGUGGAGCACGAAGAAUGUGGUAAUCACCCAUUUAAAUGCAAUACGUGCACAGUUCCCCAGCAAGAAGGAAUACAAAGAGCUGAAGGCCCAAUGGGCAGGAGAUAACAAUGGGUUUCAGCAAGCUCUCUCGAAGAAGCUCGGUCAACUCUUCAAAAUCAACUGGUAUCGAAUCAUUCUGGACGAGGCUCAUGGUAUCAAGACUCACACAUCAAGUGGUGCUCUUGCAGUCUGGCGACUGAACGCCAAGUAUCGUUGGGCUUUGACUGGCACGCCCCUUGCCAACAGACUGGAAGAGUUCUACCCCUACUUAAAGUUCAUUGGUUGCGAUUUUGCAACUACAAUGAGAAGAUACAGAGCUGAGUACAUCAAGGAUGACCAGGCAGCUGCAAAUUUCGAUCAGUUGGUGGGACUUGUCAUGAUGAGACGACAGCAAACCGAGAAGUUCCUGGGACACACCAUUGUUCCCCUGCCAAAAAGCCAUCGCAGUGAUAUUUGGAUCCCCUUUUCAAGCUGGGAGAAGAUCCAUUUGGAGGCCGUGGAUGGUGCGUACCAAGAAAAACUUCUCAACGUCCAAAAUGACAACCAAGAGACUGUCGCACACGAACAACAGCAGGAUCCUCAGGAAAAUGAGGAUGUACCCGACGAUGAGAGUGAAGGCGAGUUCGAAGGUGACGGGAACAGCGGUUCCAAGGCUCCAAAUGCCUACAGAAUUCAGAGUCUGCGGUGCAUGAGGAUCCUGCAACUGACGUCUCACCCUCUCAACCUUGAAAAGUUCUAUCGAGAGGAAGACCAUGAUGUAUACAUUGGCCUGACCCUCGAGCGGCUGAAGUCAGAAAUUACUCAGUCGAGCAUCGAUGCAGAUCAGGAAGCGCUGGAAGCGUCCCUCAAGCCAGCCUAUUCUUCAGGGCUCCGACAGUUGGAGUUGGCGAUCAAGGACAAGUUUGGGGGUAGCAAGGAGAUGGCAGAGCUACUAACACUUGCAGCUAACGAGAAUAAAGUCAAGGAAAUCACCUGUGCCUUCUGUCGCAAGAGAAACCCUCCUGCGAACCCUGUUCAGAGUUCGAACUGCGAGCAUAUCUACUGCAGAGACUGCCUUUCCAUUGCAGUCAGCGGCGUAACCAAAACCGGCCGCGCCCGUGUGCCUCCUCAGUGUCGCAAUACGGGAUGCUCUUCCAAGCUUGGAAUGGGCCAAGCAGUGAAGACUCCGGAUUGCAUCGACGCGGCUGUCAAAGCUAUAAAAGGUUACAAGGAACCGGGGCGUGACAGUAUCGGAACACGAUGGACUAGUGGUCCAAAAGAGCGGGUUUCGUUCUUUCGCGCUGUUUGUGGCCGCGAUGAUAUCGACUAUGGUCCUGUAAAGAUGCCUCUGAGCUUCAAAGUGAAAGCCACUUUGGCAGUGAUGUUGACCUGGAUGAAAGAGGCCCCCGAUGACAAGAUCAUCAUUUACGUCCAGUGGACUAGAACUGCAAAGUCUCUUGGCUGUGUUCUUGAAAGUAUGGGCAUCAAAUUUCUCUACUACAACCGAAUGGCAAACGAGAAGCAGAAAUCUCGAGCAUUAGAUGAGUUCACUAACAACCCCGACAUCAAGUUUCUGGUGUCGUCAAUGAAGUGCGGUGGACAAUCGCUGAACCUCCAGAUGGCCAACCGCGUCAUCAUCGUUGACGAAUGGUGGAAUAAAGCCGUCGAGGAACAAGCGUUCAAAAGAGUCUUCAGAACCGGUCAGCUGAAGGAGACAUACCUUGUUCGCAUCAUGGCGAAGGAUACCAUUGAUGAACGUAUCAUCAUGCUGCAAAACGUCAAGGAAGAGAUCAUCAGGGCUGCACUACAGGAUGAGGAAAUGCAGCCUCACUUCUCUAAUGAUCUUCAGCUUCGAAUGCUGUUCUCCGGAAAGGAUAAACAGACGCUGAUUAGCGAGAUGGAGAAGGAGACUCGUGCCAAACAGGCUAAGCAGUGAUUUGGUCAGAGAAUGGGCAGAAAACGAUGACGUUGCGGGAGAUAAUUUUGGUAAAGAAUGUUGCUGGCGAUUUAUGGAUGGCGCUUUGAGAUUGAGAAUGGAG